AUGUUCCAUCUGUCUACCGAGAUCUAUAGGAAUUUACCUGUGUCUGUCUGUAACAGUUUUUUCAACAGGCAAAGCCGUCCUUUAUAUUGUUUCUAUUUAAAGGAGAGUCACAGAUUAAACAAAAAAUUUAAUUUUCUACUAUCUAAACAACGAAACAUAAACAGUCCUAAACCGAUCCACUAUUAUUGUUAUCAAUAUCCUUCAACAGCGAAUAAUAAUUUUGUUCCCCAACGGCGUUUCAAAUGGUCGUUUGAUAAAAAUGAGUUACCAUCUAAUAACAUUUUUGAAGUUCUGAUUGAUCCUAACACAUAUUCUAACUCAUUUACUAAUCUGAAUGUGAUCAAUGAGAAAUGGUUUGUCAAUCUAUCCAUGGUGAACUUCCCUCCUGAAAUCCAAUGUUUUUUGCAAUUGGGUGAGAAUUUUAGCUUACCUCCCAUCAAUACACCCAUCCUAACGAUCGAAUUUAUCAAACACAUUGAAUGCAAUCUCCGGAAGCUUUCUCCUGCAUCUAGAAUUCCCAUCAGAGAUAAAUUAAAAUCCAUCAUUAAAAAUAUUCCGUCUUAUUCGUUUCCUAGGAAUUCACAUAAUGAUUGGUUGACACGGCUUUACCUGACUACUAAAAAUUUUCUCCAGAACAACAAAGAUCUCAUCCUCACACGGGCUGAUAAGGGUAAUGUCACGGUGGCUCUUGAUAAAUUCGACUAUUUGAACAAAGUUGGUGAUUUACUUAGGGAUGAGAACACUUAUACAAUAAUCAACAAAGAUCCUACUAAAAAACUAAUUUCCAACCUGAAGGAGCUACUAUCCAGAUGGAAAAACCAUGGUUACAUCUCUAAUACUACCUAUAAAUCUCUCCUAUUUACCGAUGGCACCUUACCUAGAGCUUAUGGUUUGCCUAAAAUACAUAAGAUCAACUUUCUUUUCAGACUCAUUGUCUCUUCCAUCAAUAGCCCUCUUUAUUCUCUUGCCUUAUUUUUACACAAGAUCAUGAUCAAGAACUUUCCUACUGCCUCUAGUCAUAUAAAUAACAGUUUCGAUUUGGUGCAGAAUUUGGCCGAUGUUCACUUGGAUGACGACUCUUUAUUGAUCUCGUUGGAUGCAAUUUCCCUGUUUACGAACAUUCCCACGGAUUUGGCUCUUUCUAGCGUUUCUAGCAGAUGGAGUUUUAUACGUGAUGUUUGUGGUUUGCCUGAAUCCGAGUUCUUGAGUGCAGUCAGAUUUGUUUUAAACUCUACGUUUUUUACUUUUAACAACAUUAUUUAUAAGCAAACUUUCGGUACUCCUAUGGGAUCUCCCUUAUCGCCGAUUAUUGCUGACAUAGUGCUACAGGACUUAGAAGAGAAAGCUUUGAAUAUUUUAAGAUUCACCCCCCGGUUAUAUUUUAGAUACGUUGACGAUAUUCUAAUGACGGUCCCUUCUGACUCCAUCGACUCGACUCUUUCUAUUUUUAACUCCUUUCAUGACAGAUUACAAUUUACUUUUGAAUUAGAGGUUGACAGAAAAAUUAAUUUUUUAGACGUAACCAUAAUAGUUGAAAAUAACGUUUUAAUAUUUGACUGGUUCCAAAAAUCCACAUUUUCGGGCAGAUAUUUAAAUUAUCACUCUCAACAUCCACUCUGCCAAAAGAAAGGCACAUAA
Molecule: messenger RNA, 1638 nt
Organism: Camponotus floridanus (Florida carpenter ant)
Lineage: Eukaryota; Metazoa; Arthropoda; Insecta; Hymenoptera; Formicidae
Exons: 1
Coding region: 1-1638 (545 amino acids)
Source: RefSeq, a predicted model, not a curated record